Saccharomycopsis crataegensis is the source of this 1287-nucleotide messenger RNA. RefSeq names its product alpha-ketoacid dehydrogenase kinase family protein. Gene Ontology annotation, biological process: regulation of glucose metabolic process; protein phosphorylation. The record is from RefSeq and is a predicted model, not a curated record. Gene Ontology annotation, molecular function: pyruvate dehydrogenase (acetyl-transferring) kinase activity. Bases 1 to 1287 code for a protein of 428 amino acids. The transcript has a single exon. Lineage: Eukaryota; Fungi; Ascomycota; Saccharomycetes; Ascoideales; Saccharomycopsidaceae. Gene Ontology annotation, cellular component: mitochondrion.
AUGUUUAUCAAGUCAUCAUUAAUCAUAAGGCGGGCUCCUCUACGGACUUUAACAAAUAACCUUUCUCCUCGAAAAAUCAAUACUGCCGCAAUUUUCCAAAGCCUUGAUCCAUCAACAGAAUUGAAAACAACAUCACAAUCAAUCAGUUUUGAACAAGAUUAUCAUAUCAGAUCAAGUCUAGAAAAAAUCAUUCAUCGCUAUGCAACAAAGCCAUAUCAGAAGAUAACCCUCAACAAACUUGUGCAGUAUGGUGGAACCAACCUCUCUGAUGAAGAAAUCAUUUCUGCCGCCAAUGAGACUCUAUUGAACCUCAAAAUCCUUAAUGCGAAAAGACUCAUCCAUAUCAGAUCUUUGCCCUAUAUGGUGGUUCUAAACCCUCACAUUUCUCUUUCAUAUUCUCUUUACCUAAGGUCAAUGAGAGAAAUAUUGUCGACACCUCCUGUCCUUACCGUGGCUGAUGCCCUAGAAUUUGUCAAAGUCUGUGAAGAUUUCCUUGAUAAACAUGCCGAUGCCAUUCCAAGAUUAUCUAAAGGUUUUACAGAAAUCAUUGGGAAGUAUUAUCCAAAGGCGGACUCUUUCAAAUUUUUAGAUAUUCAUUUACGUGAGCGUAUCAUUAUGAAGCUCACAGCUCAGCAUUUCAUCUUUUUGAUGAAUCCUCCUACCGCAACCAACAUUGGCGUAUUAGAUCUGAACUUGAAUAUCAACCAACUUGUCAAGCAACAAGCAGAUUUUGUUAAUGAACUUUGCAAUAUGAAGUAUAUGAAGAACUGUCAACUAGAAAUUGAAACCAACAAUUAUUACACAAGCAAGGACACAAAUAACAAUGACUCAUUAAUCGUUGAACGCAAUAAGGACAUUUAUUUCCCCUUUAUUUACGAGAAUUUAGAAUAUUGCAUUCUUGAGCUUUUAAAGAAUAGCUUUCGCGCCCAUAUUGAAAAUGACGUUCCUUACGAAAAUAAAAUUAAAGUGAUAAUCAACAAAUACAUAGAUGAAGAUGCCAAUGUCCCAAUUUUACAAAUUAGAAUUAGCGAUCAAGGAGGUGGUAUUGAUCCGGAAACCCAACAGCAAAUGUAUGAUUUCAGUUUCACUACAGUCAAGUCAGAAGAUGAUAGUGACGUUUAUGAUUCACAAAACAAUAGAUCGGUUGCAGGCAUGGGUUAUGGGUUAGGGUUGUCAAAGACAUAUUGUCAAAUAUUUGAUGGCUCAUUACAUGUAGAAAGUUACUACGGGUAUGGUACAGACGUUUAUAUAAAACUUAAGGGACCAAGUUUAUCAUACGCCAAUUGA